Rotaria socialis is the source of this 348-nucleotide messenger RNA. Lineage: Eukaryota; Metazoa; Rotifera; Eurotatoria; Philodinida; Philodinidae. The record is from the annotation of a GenBank genome assembly.
AUGGCUCGAAUCUCCAUCGUCAUGUUCAUUCAACUAGCAGUAUGUAUUAGUAUAUCUCAUGCUGCUUUAACAUGUUAUUCAUGUAGUAAUUGUGGCAUAACAUGGAAUGAUUCAAAGGCUACUAUAGUCCAAACAUCAGGUUCUGGUGAUUAUUGUCGAAAAACAGUUGCAGGAGUUGUUAUCAACAGAGAUUUCUCGUCGUCGUGUUCAUCAGCAAAUGUUCUUGGUCAUGGAAUAUUUUGUUGUGACACAGAUUUAUGUAAUUCAGCAAACAAGCAAUCGCUAACAAUGAUUCAUUGUGGAAUUUUCAGUACUUUUAUAUAUAUAAUUUAUCGUUAUUUUUAUUAA